GAGGGACCCAUCCCCUUCUCUUCCAGCAAGGCCAGCCCGCGGGUGUGGAGCGUCAGCCAGUCUAUGGGGAGUGAUUACCAGAGGCCGUGGGCGAAGGCUUUCCUCUGUAAAGAUACAAAACUUCUGUGCGAUUGAAGCCCUUCAUUAAGAAUCAAACGCAUCCCCACAACAGGGCAGCAGGGGGUAACUCCGAGUAACGGAGCAUAGGGCUAGCAAGCACUGCUUUCUCAAAGGCAGUAAAGCGUCCUGUUUUUGCGCGUGCGAUGCGCGUCGUCGUAGACCUAUACGAAGGCGUGAUGGAACUUUUAACUACAGUCCCGAUGUUUAUUGUACAAAAUAUGAUGAGACUACAGGAAUCUGCCCAGAUGGAGAUGAGUAAGUGAUUUCUUUCAGUCCCUAGGACUUUAUAGUAUUAAUGGCUUUACAGAACGAUGUUAAUUUUUUCUUACAAAAAUGAUUGAUAGGAUCCUGCAGUUUGACUGAGAGAACUUUUUGUGAGUGAUUUGUGAGUUUUUGGUAUGUAUGCUUUUAUGUAAGCACGUGCUCUUUAGGCUGUCAUGGAGUUAGAGCUAUCUUAUUGUUUUGUAACCUUUUUGAAAGCAGAAUGUAAGAAGUUUAUUUUCUCCUAGUAUUGUUCCUGUUGUCCCUGAACAUUUUUUGGCUACUGUGUUGUGUUUUUUCUCCUGACAGUUUUGAAAUUGUAUGUGCAAACUGCGUUGUGUAGGGACUGAUGGACUGUAAAGGAGAAGGACUGUUUUGUGAUGGCUCUGCAGAGAGGGAAAAAGGAAGUUUUUCACACAGAAGGUGUUGAUGCACUGGAACAGGUUGCCCAAGGAGGUUGUGGAUGCCCCAUCUUUGGAGGCAUUCAAGGCCAGGCUGGAUGUGGUUCUGGGCAGCCUGGUCUGAGUUGACCAUUAGGGUUUGCUUUUCCAUGGACGCAUGUUCUAUUCUGGAUAAAGGCCACAGGAGUCAUGGGGAGGGGGUGAAGCUUUGCAGAGAUAAGAGUGAGCAAAUAGGCAGGCAUGGCAGGCAGGCAUGUCUAGAGGAGCUGGGUAUAUUGUGGUCGUAUAACAUAGAGGAACUAGCUUCAUCUGCAAUGAUGGAAGCAAGGAAAGACUUCUGACAGGAAAAAAAAAUCAAAACAGAGAAACAGACGGGAAAUAGAGAGUUAUGCUGCUCACGUGUUUUAACAUGUGAAGACAGUUAAUUUGGUUAUUGCAGUGUUUAGCAGCUCUCAUCAUGGAUCAGAUAUCUUUUGUGUUCCAGGCUGUAGUCACAGAAGAAAAAAAGGUGGAAUUUUUCCCCAGGAAUUACAAACUAAACAACAGGUGACAAGUGAAAGUAAACAACAAAGAAGUAAUAGGCAGCAUGACAGUAUUUAGAACUGUGCCCAAGUAAAACAAAAAGCAAAAAAUGUCUUUGGGGAUGAUUUAAAAGAGAACAGUUACGUACCUGUUCAGGUGUGAGCAUGAACAUGAGCAGUUCUCAUUUGAAUAUCAACAAGAGGAUAAUGGACGCUCAUGUCAUUUUGUUGACUGGGGACAAAAAUUAACUUUUCAUUAUUGAACGAUAGAUAGUGGUACUAAAGGAAGAAAAAGAAAGCAGAAUGUUAGCUGAGCAAGAUUGCACUGGGAGAAGCAAAUAAGGGGAUGCUUCAAAGAGCUGAGAAGUGAGAUGAAAGCUCAUGCAAUCUUUUGCUGUAGUUGUAGAUGGUAUAAAUAUUAAAUCUUAGGCCAAAGAAAACAUAAGACUCCUGAGAGAGCUCAUAUUUCUUUAUCAGCUUGUUUUUGGAAUCUGUUUUGCCUUUACGUGGGAAAAAUUGUGACUUGAGUAUUUCUCCCUCUCACUGUGCAUGCAAGGAGCUGUAUUUUGUCUGACAAAAUAUCUGAAUUCCUUAAUUGUUUUUAAGCAGUCAUUUGAAUGUAAUUGGAGGCUUUAACAUUUUAUGAGACAUCUUCUGAUUGGUAAUUUCUCUAGGGAAAAAGCCCAGAUAUCAAAGCAAAAAUGCUUGCCAUCCACUGAGGGGCCACUGACACAGAGAUGAGCAGUGAGUUGUGAACCCGUACGCUUCAGGCUGGGAGACAUUUACUUCUUGUUUUCAACAGGAACCAGCAAAAUUAAACAGAUGAAUAUGGAGGAGUGAGCAUUAAGCAUAAGACUGAGACAAUAUUCUCACCUGUGUGGUGUGCGUAUGUUGUGAUUUGUAAUGAACAAUCUGCUAGUAUGUUUUCCCACUUAACUCCUGCACAAAUUCUGCUAGUGGUGGGACAGCUAGCAGUAGUAACAUGACUUCAGAUUGCAAUUUCAUUUGUUUCAAGUUCAGUACAAGACUAGAGUCUGUCUGAUACUUCUGCCAGCCCAAAGGGGUUUCUCAUUUUUCUGUAUCAGUAGCAAUUGUAGCAGAAUGGGAAGGCUGCACAGUGCUGACCAUAGACCACGAAGCAUUUCUUAUGAAGUUCAGCUGAGUCACCAAAAUGCUCCAACAAAAAUUGCAUCCCAUCUGUCUUUCCACACAGAACCAGGAAGUGUGAAUGAACUACUUCCAGAUCUUGAUUGUUGGUUGUGUUUUGUCUUACACUGGAAGAAUGAGGUGUAGCACUGAAUUUGGUGUACUUAGUCUUCUCACUAAUUAAUUCUGGUGGGAUUUAAAGUGGUGUAAGUGAACUCACUGGCUGCAACCCAUUUGUAACAGCAGCAGGACCAAUGCAUUGAGAAGAUGUCACCAAGAGAGGAAUGUUCUCUGGUCUCUAAAGAUAUAGGCUGAUGGAAAAACCCCACAAAGGAGGGAUCUCCAGCAAGAGAUUCUUCUGUGGGGGCAGUCAGCCCUUAAUUGAGGCCUUCAGGUCUUCCAAUUGCACAGGUUGAAUUGCUUCCACCUGUGCUCCCAGGGCUGACUGGGUCUCUUCUUCCAGAUGCUCAAUCAGUAGUUCAGGCUGUAACUUAGAAGUUCCCAUACACCAUUUAUCUUGAUUGAGUGUUUUAAAAUUUCUAAAAGAAACAAACUUGCAUCUUAGAAAUCAUAAGAAGCAUCAAUUCUUGGAAAUCAGUUCAAGCUACAGGUAUCUUAGCAGGAUAGACAAAAAUUGUUGUUUCGAUUUUAGUAUAUAAAUAGAGUUGUAAAUUUUGCAAGUAAAUUGCUUAAUCUGUUUUCUAAAUAGUCUUCUUAGAACAUAGCAAAGCUUAGGCUAACGUCAGUCCUUAUGAAUGCUAAACUCUGCUUAGUACUUUGUCAUUCUCCCUCUGUCUACAAGAACGUAUUUCUGUGGGGUUUUCCAUUUGUUGUUCUGUACCACACCCCAAGUUUUUUCAUGUAGUUUCUUUUUACUUUAGGAUGGGAGAAAGUAAUUUUUGGAGAGAAAUAUUUUUUCAAACCCAGCAGUGACCGAAAUGAAUUACACUGAAGUAAACUUGGGGAGAACAGACACAUCUGCAUAUGUGUUUUUUUCCCCAUUUGUUUACAACUGAUAGAAUUACAAUCCAUACAUGAUGUUAAUGACUUAGAAUACAGACCAGGCCUCACAGAGUUUCAAGUUGUGUCUUGAAAAUGGUAAGUAUACCUACAAAGAUUUAUUGCUGAUACAGGAAUUUUUCUCUUGCUUUUUGUAGAGAAGUCAAUUUAAGUUUGCUUUCAGGCAAUUUCAGUUUGCUGUUCAAGAGGUUCUGUGUCUAUAAGGAUCAGGCAGAACAAAACAUGAUAUCGCAAGUACCCCUUUAUUGUAGGUAACUGUAGCAUUUAAAAAACAAAAAGAAAAAAACAGUAAACAAUUUUCUUAUAGUGAGGAAGUGCCUUAAGCUUGUACCAAUAUGGACAAUGACAUUUCUCAGUUCAGGAGUUGCUUUCUUACAGGGUGUUUGCUGUAUUUGUUAAGAAUAUCUUUGUAAGCUAGCCUAGUAUGGACUCUUGUAAUUUUAGUGGAGACUAUGAAGUAGAUGAACACUUUUCAUUGUUAAGCUGACAUGUCAGAUUUGUUUGUGAAUCCUGCAAAGUUGUUUGUUACGAGUUAACGAGAGAGAGCAGAAUUCAGAGUUGAAUGUUUAAACAUAAAGCAAAGCCUAAACUUUCCUCUUUCUGUGAUAUAGUUGCCCUUACCUACAUCGAACAACAGGAGAUACAGAAAGGAAAUACCAUCUCAGAUAUUACAAGACUGGAACAUGCAUUCAUGAAACAGAUGCCCGGGGUCACUGCGUGAAGAAUGGGAUUCACUGUGCCUUUGCUCAUGGGCCGCAUGACCUUAGACCUCCAGUAUAUGACAUCAGGUAGUCUGUAUUUCCAAUUCUGCAGCCUGUUCAGCAGGAAAAGCCAUGUCUGUUACAGCUGCACACCGGGCAGUGUAGCGUGCUUUGCGUGAAAAACGUGAUUUCAUCUGUAGCUACAGAACAUAAGAAUGCAUUUUACUGUGCAUCAAGAUAGCAGGUGUGAGCAUGCUAGGAAAUGCAAAUGUUAACAUUUUGGAACUUGCUGUUUGAAGAGCCAUAUAUGUAAUUCUUAGCACUAAUGAAAGACCAGUUGUUCUAUCCUUUGCCAUGUAUGCCUUGUAAAUUUGUAUGUGAUUUUUACGUUUAUAAAUUUAUAACUGUUACGCCAUUUUUCGGGUUCUGAGCUUAUUUUUGGCAUUUUGCUUUCUGCCAUUCUUGUUUUUUUCUUUUCAUGUAUAUAAUAUCAGUAUUAUUUUCUACCUCUCUAACACUUGAGCAAAUUACUGUCAAAAGAAGGUACUUGGUGAGUCAUGGUAGUGGCACAAAUGAGUUUUGGUUGUGGCCUAAACUGGGCUAUAAGCAUCUUCUGGCUGCAUACAGAGCUGAAGAUGCUCAUAAUGGGAGUCUGUAUUUUAACAGCUUGAACCUAAAUUAAGCUUUGUUGUUUGUGAAAAAUGGUCGUGUGCCAUUGCAUCUCCUGAUUUCAAAUAUCUAGCAUUCAUAAAGGAAGUCCAAACAAUGUUUAGUGAUAGUUUUGCUCUAGUAUGUCCACCAAUACUAGGGGGUUUUCAUUGUAAGAGUGAAGAAGUCAUAGUAGAGUCAUUGAUGUAGGUAUUAACUUUAUUUCACCUAAGAGCCUUGUUCUUCUCACCUCCACCUUUAAGAAAAAGCAUUCUUUGGGAACAAUAUCUGUUUUCCUUUCUGCACAUUCCUUGACUCUGUAAAAGAUUUAUUUUGAUAGCUUAAAAGGUUCCUGUCUUGUCAUUGAGUUAGUCAUGUUUCUUUUUCUUGGGAGAUACUACAGAGCAGGGAAGUUCUUGAAAUGAUAUGUGAGUUAUAUAAUAACUAUUUCCAUUGUCAACUAUCAAGUUCCCCUUCAGAGAUUCUUGGAGUAGGAGUAUUUUGGAAGAGCAGAUAAGCUCCUGGACUCUGUGCCUAGAUAAAGCAGCAGAGGCUUUUGAUUCUCAUGAAGACUGACUAUUGUAGAACCUCUGGUGACUGGUUCCUCAUCCUGUGUCAACAUUGCUUCAAAGUCUGCCUAAUACAGUUAUGCUGUAUUAUCUCUUUUUCUCUUUUUUUUUUUAAAUCCAUGUAACUAAUUUGUCAUUGUUGAAACUGCAGCUUGAUUUUGUAAAACAGGUGUAAUAAAAUUAUCUUGGGUUUUUGAUAGAGGUUUCUUAGCACUCAUACAACAAGUUUUAGUUAGGUAGUGCUCAUUCUGAUUGUUCACCAAGCUUGCAUUGCUUACUUGAAAAAAAGUGACAAAUAUUUGCAGAAGAGAUGCUCUACCCAGUGAUUAUAAUUUGCUGUUAGAUCUCCCAGUUGUCCUGGUAUGCUUCUCUUGUGAAAUGGUACAGUGAGCUGAACACACUUUCUGUAACUUCUGUUAUUUCUUCUACUUCUACCAUGUCAUGUAGAAUAUUAGUAAUGAAUAACAUGUACAGAAUGUCAGCAUAUCAGCACACUGAGCUACACUGCUGGUACAAAUGUUGGCUGUGUACUUAAUGCCAGCAUUCCGUCACAUUAGUCUUUGAUUAGUCUGAUGUGGUUAUUCCUUAUGACUGUCUGCUUGCUUGUUUAUUCCAGUUUAGAUUUGUUAGAAUCUAGAUUAAAUGAUAAUUUGUUGAUGGAAUAUGAGAAAUGUUUUGUAGGACAGCUAGGGUUACUGUAGCUAUACAGUUUUGCAGUGUUACUUUCUUUCCCCAUUCCAGAGAACUUCAGGCGCAGGAAACUUUACAGAAUGGGCAGCUAGGAUGUGGUGAAGGCAUUCCAGAUCUGCAACCAGGGAAUUUAGCAAGUCAAGCAAUGAUUGAGAAGAUCCUUAGUGAAGAUCCAAGAUGGCAGGACACAAAUUUUGUGCUAGCUGGCUACAAGACAGAGCAGUGCACAAAGCCACCCAGGCUGUGCCGCCAGGGCUACGCGUGUCCGCAUUUCCACAACAGCCGCGACAGGAGACGGAAUCCCAGGACGUUCAAAUACAGGUCUACUCCUUGCCCCAGUGUAAAACAUGCAGAUGAAUGGGGUGAACCUUCAAGGUGUGAAAGUGGGGAUAGCUGCCAAUACUGUCAUUCUCGUACAGAGCAGCAGUUUCAUCCCGAGAUAUACAAGUCUACAAAGUGCAAUGAUAUGCGCCAGACGGGUUACUGCCCUCGGGGCCCGUUCUGUGCAUUUGCACAUGGUGAAAUCAAACCAGGUGCUCACCUGUUCUCAACAGACAGCCUAGGAAUCACAAAUGAAUGGAGCAGCAGCGUUAAUGCCACAAACAGUGUUACAAGUAACAGUGGGCAGUCUGGAAACAUUUCCUGUUCUUCAAGUCCACCUGUAACAUCAAGUUCUGGUAGCAGUAGUUCUUUGUCACCCCUUGGACCUCUUUGUAGACAGAGAUCAUUAGCAAAUGGUGUUUUGUGUUCUGAGUCCAGCACUUCAGGUGUUUCUUCACCAACAUCCAGCUAUCCUAAAGCACCAGGUUUUGAACGAGAAGAUCAGGCAAAGCAGCGAAGCUUCUCAGCUGAGAAUCAGCAGAAAAAAAAUGAACAGGACAACAAGCAGAACCAUCUCAGUGUUUUUUCAGUGGUUAACCCACUUGCUUCAAGUAUUACUUCCAGUCUGGCCUCCAGUGUUGGAUCAGAUAGUUCAUCUCCUACAACUGUCUCUAUUAUCAGUACCCAAACUCUCCCAUUCUAUUCUGCUGGUAACACAGUUGAAUCAGUUAUAGGUUCAGCUCUAGAUAUACAUUUCAACGGUGUGAAUGUGGCAUCCAUCAGUAGGGAGUUGGAAGAUCAAGAAGGCAGUGACCUUGGAUUAGCAAGUAAAAGAUUACUGGAAAGUUCAGCACCUGUCAAUAUUCCAGGUUCUCUUGUUCGUUCCUCCUCUCUACAUUCAUCAUCAUCCCUUUCAACCUCUCCACUCAAUUCUCUUUCACAAUCACUUUCUCAGUCUUUUGUUUCAUCCGCUAUGGUCCCUCACCAACAGCAGCCUCAGCCUUUGAAAUCAGAACAGAAUAUAUUGGGCACCUCUGCCUCUUCUCACAACUCGUUAGGUUUAAAUGGUGUUACAGGGAGCAUGUGGGACUUUGUAACUGGGAAUUUCUCUCCCAGCCCAUCCCCCGUUCUGAGCAGUGGCACUGCCCCCUCAGUGAGUUCAAACAGCAGUGGGAACGAACUGACUCGAGUUAGACAGGAACUUGAUGAUGCCAAGAGAAAACUGAAACAAUGGGAAGAAUCUUGGCAACAAGUAAAACAGGCAUGUGAUGCAUGGCAGAAAGAGGCUCAAGAAGCAAAUGAGCGUGCUGAUGUUGCAUCUGCUGACAAACAACUCGCUCUUCAGAAGAAGGAAGCAGUGGAAAAUAAAUUAAAAAAGCUGAAGGUGCAAUUAGCUGCUUGCCUGUCUACUGCAUUACCUUACAUGGAAAACUAUGGAGACAUAGAAAAAAUCUCCUUGCCAAAGCUUCGCUCCUUACAAAGCCGGCUGCACUUAGAUUUAGGAACAAUAGAUGAGGUGAUUUUUCAGCUUCAGUCAAAGAAGUGUAUAGUAUGUCAAGAAGGUGAUGGUAGCACCGUCCUGAAUCCAUGUCAACAUUACAUACUUUGUGAUCACUGUGCAGCUAAGCAAGAAGAAUGUCCCUGCUGCAAGAAAAAAAGUAAUCUGUGGUAACAUACAGGCAUGGUACUCAUAUCAUGUUAAUGAAUGAAAUAUAUUUUAUGCUUUUGUAUUUUGUAUAAGAAUUAUAUAAAUCACUGAUAAUUAAUCCAUUUAAUAGCGUUAGACUGAUUUCGGUUUUGAUGUGAGAAAACUCAGUUGCUUUCCUUGCUCACCUUUACAUAUCAAUAUCAGCCAUUCAGUCAGCUUCCAGUAGUCUCAAGGUUCUUUCAUUCCAGCCCAGUCCCACCCCAGUCUUUUCCAACUCCCACUCUCAUUCCAAGUGCACAAGGUACUUCACAGGUUCAUUUGCACUGCAGUGUUUUGUACAAAUCUUAGCAGGAUGAAUGAAAGCACUCACAGCUGUUGCUGUCGUCAGCAGAGGUGGAUACACAGGUGCACUAAGCAGGCACUGAGAGCAAGGCCCAGCCAGUCUGCUCUGUGUGCUGUGCUGAGCCAUGCUGGGAAUCGGUCUAACGCUACGUUUACUUUGCUGUUUGAAAAACUAUGAUUACUAUAAAAGCACUUUUUAAUUAUUUUUUGUUGUUGUUGUUGGAGGAUAUAUUGUAAAUUGCUUUAAGCUGCUUUCUUGGUCUUAAGCUUAUUUUUUAAUACACAAUAAUAUGAUGCUUUAUAUGUGUACUGUGAAUUUCAAAUAUUUCAUAGGUUUUACUGUUAAAUCAUAAGAAGAUUAAAUAGACGUGAGAACUUACCUAGAUUUUUUACACUUUGUAAGUUAACUGCAUACUGCGAUAUUUAUAAAUGUACCAGUGGGAAGAAGAACAGUAAGGCACAUCUGCUCUCAUAUUUAAGGACAUGUUUUAAAUUCUGUGGAGCGGAUCACUUUGAGUACAGUGCUGUGCAUUUGCCUAUUUCUCUUGGUUUCCAUAUUUGUAGUCUUAAACUUUUUGUACCUUAUCUAACUUGUGUGGUACUUGUUGGGAGCAGACACGUGUAAUAACUUUUACCAAGUGCCUAUGCCAAAUACCCUACAAAAUAGCAGAAGGCAUAAAAAGAGGAUUUUGCAGUUAAUUCUAUUGCUUAGUUUUGUGUCAUACAAUAUGAUGAUAAUGAGAAUAUGUCUCCUGCUUUUGUAAGUAUUUUGAAGUAAAUGUUUUCACUAAUGAGGCAACACGUGAAAGGAGCUGCGAAAUGACUUUGAUUUGUCACCAGGCAGUGGCACUUUGACGUACUGAUUCUUCUAAAAGGCGGUAAUGUACUUCAUCCUGGUUGUUGGGAAUGUGCAAUUUAGGAGAGGUUAAUUAAUCCUUGAUGUUCACACUGUCCGUGUUCAGGUUAACUGCCCGUGUUACUCCUUCUUUUGUUAAAUCCACGUGAGAUGCUCGUACAGCUUACACUAAAUGACCUCCUACUGUGUUACAUGGUUUGUAUCUCUGUAUCGAUGUAUUCAGUACAAGAAGUGAGCUCACAGGCAGAGAAGUUAAUCUAUUUAAAGUUCUUUCAUGUUGAAUCAAAAAGCAAAGUGUGUACUGAAAUCUUUAUUGUUGAAAAGGAGCUUAAACGAAGGUGUCCUUGUGGGGUUUUGUGGUCGUUAUCUGAAGACGUGAGUCAGCAAAGAACCGAACUACGGCGCAUCUCUGUGAUAACUCAAUGUGCGCUGCUGCAUCCUAAGGCAGGAAAGGGGAGAGUUUGCAGGAAUGUGAGAGACCUUUCAAAAAGGGAAGGGAAGUUACAAGCAUUAAAUAUAUUUUUACUUAUUCCUAUUUCAGAAACUUCUUGAAGAUCAUAGCGGUCCAUUUUAAAUAAAGAUCAAAGUUGGGUUUAAAAUGUGA
This is a messenger RNA of Lagopus muta (rock ptarmigan), 9848 nucleotides long. It is a transcript of the gene UNKL, whose product is annotated as unk like zinc finger. The record is from RefSeq and is a predicted model, not a curated record. Lineage: Eukaryota; Metazoa; Chordata; Aves; Galliformes; Phasianidae. The coding region runs from base 6058 to 8070 and encodes 670 amino acids. The transcript is spliced from 15 exons. Gene Ontology annotation, molecular function: metal ion binding.